AUGUUUGGCAAGAAGAAGCAGGCCCAGGAUACACCCUCGCCAUCUCCUCAGCAGGACGACUCCCCAAUCCAAAUCCCUAUGGAGCCCAUCACAGAGAAAGAAAUCCUAGAGCCUCUCCCCGAACCCGUCGACUUUUCCCAAAUCACACCCACAACGCGAUACCAGUUCAGAGGCAUGGCACGUCGGGCAGUCUCUUAUCACCGCCGUCAACGAAUUACCAAUAUCGGCUGUCUAGUCGUGUGGCCAGUUCUUCUGGUCAUCCUGUGUCAUGUCCUCAACAAGACCUUGGACAUCAUCGAACGUCAAGGGCUCAUCCGCUAUUGCACCAACGAAGCCGACCCACAGUUUGGUAGAACGUUUUCUCUUGGAGUUGGAGGCUUCCUGCCUGAAGAUAAUAAUGUCUACAACUCGCCUUCUUAUCCGGCAGCAUUCGAACUGAAGCCUGAUGGAGAUUCGCAACAGGCGUGUGUGCGUUGGUUCGGAGAAUCAUAUCCAGUCAGUGCGCCCUAUCAGAAUGCGACCUGGGCGAAUGCUGGUUUCCUGGAUUCGACCUACAUACCUUCACCUGACUUUGGGUGGUUCAACGUUUCAAACGUCACCUCCGAAUACUGGGAGAUGAAGAAGCGCAAGUUUCUUGAGAAUCCAAAGCUGUACUCGAAGCUGCUCUUCGAUCCAAUGGCUUUUUCACUAAGUAGAAGUAUCACUGAUGUUAACCAGACAGUGUACUACUCGACCGCCAACGCCGACAUCGCCAGGACUCUUGGCGUCACGGCAAAUGCUACACGGUGGGUUCCUUCAGAGCCAUGGCCUCCAAUCGAUCCCAAAGUUAUUUUGUACAACACGUCUCAGAUCGACCCUGCCAACGGCGUCUUGGGUGCUAUCCCUCUCCGGUACACAAAGGGAACUGAUUUUGUCAGAUUCGACAACCACACUGGCUCAGCCAUGGAAGUCUACACGGCAGGACCAACAUAUCGAUAUUUCGAAAGCCGUGAGAGUGUGGAUGAAAAGAUUAGAGCGAUGGUGAAGGAGGACGCCGAAGGAUUUGUCUUUUAUUCCAGCAAGCCAUUUGGUGGUCUCCAUUUCGACUCUCUGGAUAUUGACAAGGCUAAGGUCUCGAUGACGAUGCAAUUUGGAAUGUCGUCGGAUGGACGCGAUUCUGAUAUGGCUACUCCUGGUUUGCGUCAGAUCAUCGUUGUGUCCCAAAUGACGAAUGCUCUCGCUCGACUUAAAUUCAAAGGUCGGUACAUCAUCUCGCAGGGAAUCCGAGCUUUGCCGUUCGAGUUCCAGUGGGAUCGUCUAAAGAACCGUACCUCAGGAAUAUCUGCAACCUAUUUGUUUCCCUUUGCUCUCUCCUUCUUGAUGCCGAACUUUGUGACGAUCUUGGUACGGGAGAAGGAAGGCCGCCAUCGUAUCUUGAUGGCUAUGAACGGGCUAAACAGCGGAGCAUACUAUCUUGCCCACUAUGUCGAGUUCAUGACCAUGCAGCUGAUUCUGACGGUAUUAUUUGUGAUUGCCGCCCUUGCAGUCAAGAACGAAUAUCUCUGGAACAGCGAGCCGGGUCUGCCUAUUCUUCUCCUUCUCCUCUGGGCGCACGUGGGAAUGAUGCACACCAGCAUGAUCAACAACCUGUACCCAUUGAACUUCUCGUCAUUUGCUUCUGGAGCCAACUUGCUCAACUGCAUUGGUAUGCUUUUGGGUGAGAGUAUCCUUUUUGUUCUCCUCACUUUCUACGUUGACGCUGUGAUGCCAUCUGAGUACGGUGUUCGUCGACCCUGGCAUUUUCCUAUCUCUGGCCUCGUCAAGUCCCGCUCAUCUGCAUCCAGCUCUGCUCGCGAUAUCGAGUCCAAGAUUGUCCAUGGUGGAAGUCAAGUCGACCUCUCGGUCGAUUCUGAUCAGGAAUCCCUGGACGGCGGGGAUGCCGAUGUUCGUGCCGAGCGAGAGCGCGUGCGCACCAAAUACAACCCUGACACUACGCCUCUCAUCAUCGACAAUCUCUACCAUUGCUAUCCUGGAAAGGUCGAGGCAGCCUUGAAGGGCAUGUCAUUCGGUGUUGAGACCAACACGGUUCUCAGUCUUCUCGGACCCAACGGAGCAGGAAAAUCGACAUUGAUCCAUUUGUUGACUGGUCUGUACGGGCCUACACGAGGAUCCGCGUUGAUCGCUGGUGCCGAUAUUCGCACUGAAAUGUCGCUGGUCCAUGCCAGGAUAGGUGUCUGCCCCCAGCAUGAUAUCCUUUGGGAUGACCUAACUGUUGCCGACCACCUGCUAUUCUACUCUCGUCUUCGUGGUGUCCCUCCUUCCUUGGAACAACAGUCCAUCGCCUUUGCUAUUGCGUCAGUCUCUUUGACGAGAUUCCGUGAUCGCCAGGUUAAGGACCUCAGUGGAGGAGAGAGGCGUCGUGUCUCGAUCGCGAUCGCGCUGCUAGGUGACAACCGCGUGGUCUUCUUGGAUGAGCCCUCGACUGGUCUGGAUGCUGAGGUUCGCCGUGUGAUCUGGGAUGUCGUCAACCGUGUCAAGGUCAACCGCACCGUCGUCCUUACGACGCACUCCAUGGAAGAGGCUGAUAUCCUCUCGGACAAGAUCGCGAUCAUGACCAAUGGGCUGUUGAGAUGUAUCGGCACCAGUCUACACUUGAAGGAGCUCUAUGGAUCAGGAUUCCGUCUCAACAUCGCCUCCAAGCCCGGACGACUGGACGAGGCGUGCCAGAGCAUUGAGGACAAGCUGAUGCGCAGGACUGGAUUGCCUUACCGCAGGAUCGACAAAUUUACCAACGCUAGCGUGUUCGAGUUCGAUCUUGCUCCCAACACCAACAAUCAAUCCGAUCAGCAGGACGGAAUUGUUUCUACCAAUCGAGGAGAACUGUCAAGCAUCUUUCAUCACCUCUCACAGAACGACUUGUUCCCGGCAGUGGAGGACUGGGGUAUCAGCCAGACCACCUUAGAGGACGUGUUCAUCAAGAUUGUCACGGAUGCCGAUGCGACCUUGACGGUGCCUACCGUCAUUCAAGACCCCAAGUCUGAGUAG
Messenger RNA from Linnemannia hyalina, 3024 nucleotides. NCBI's taxonomy places the organism in Eukaryota, Fungi, Mortierellomycota, Mortierellomycetes, Mortierellales, Mortierellaceae. The record is from the annotation of a GenBank genome assembly.